Molecule: messenger RNA, 8436 nt
Organism: Otolemur garnettii (small-eared galago)
Lineage: Eukaryota; Metazoa; Chordata; Mammalia; Primates; Galagidae
Gene: NCOR1
Product: nuclear receptor corepressor 1
Exons: 45
Coding region: 272-7555 (2427 amino acids)
Biological process (GO): negative regulation of transcription by RNA polymerase II
Molecular function (GO): nuclear thyroid hormone receptor binding; transcription corepressor activity
Source: RefSeq, a predicted model, not a curated record
GCCGGGGCUGGGGGGAGGGAGAGGGGUUGAGUCAAGAUGGCGGCUAAGGUGGCGAAGCAGCAGCAGCGACGGCGUCCGCGGCAGGAGUGAGUGCCCAGCUUGCCGCGCCGACCGAGGUCCGGGUGUGGGGCCGCGCGCCGGCACCGCGUCCUGCCCCUCAGGCCCGGGGGCGCGUCGGCUCCCGCGCUCCGCCAGCUCCUGGUGGUUUCCUAGAAACAUGAUUGUUUGUUGGACUUGAUCUCACAGCCUCGUGAGGACUUCUCUACUGAUAAUGUCAAGUUCAGGUUAUCCUCCCAACCAAGGAGCAUUCAGCACAGAACAAAGUCGUUAUCCUUCCCACUCUGUCCAGUAUACCUUUCCCAACACCCGCCACCAGCAGGAGUUUGCAGUCCCUGAUUAUCGUUCCUCUCAUAUUGAAGUCAGUCAGGCAUCACAGCUUUUGCAGCAACAGCAGCAGCAGCAGCUUCGAAGACGACCUUCCUUGCUUUCAGAAUUUCACCCAGGUUCUGACAGGCCUCAAGAAAGGAGAACGGGAUAUGAACAGUUUCACCCAGGCCCAUCCCCUGUGGAUCAUGAUUCACUGGAAUCCAAGCGCCCGCGUCUGGAACAGGUUUCUGAUUCCCAUUUCCAGCGUGUCAGUGCUGCGGUUUUACCUUUAGUGCACACGCUGCCAGAAGGGCUGAGGUCUACAGAUGCUAAGAAGGACCCAGCAUUUGGAGGCAAACAUGAAGCUCCAUCCUCUCCAAUCUCUGGGCAGCCAUGUGGAGAUGAUCAAAAUGCUUCGCCUUCAAAACUUUCAAAGGAAGAGUUAAUUCAGAGUAUGGAUCGUGUAGAUCGAGAAAUUGCAAAAGUAGAACAGCAGAUCCUUAAACUGAAAAAGAAACAACAACAGCUUGAGGAAGAAGCAGCUAAACCUCCUGAGCCUGAGAAGCCUGUGUCCCCUCCUCCUGUGGAGCAGAAACACCGCAGCAUUGUCCAGAUUAUUUAUGAUGAGAACCGGAAAAAAGCAGAAGAAGCUCAUAAAAUUUUUGAAGGUCUUGGCCCAAAAGUUGAGCUGCCACUCUAUAACCAGCCAUCAGAUACUAAGGUGUACCAUGAGAACAUCAAGACAAACCAGGUGAUGAGGAAAAAACUCAUUUUAUUUUUUAAAAGAAGAAAUCAUGCAAGAAAACAAAGGGAACAAAAAAUCUGCCAACGUUAUGAUCAGCUCAUGGAGGCAUGGGAGAAAAAAGUGGACAGAAUAGAAAAUAAUCCUCGGAGGAAAGCUAAAGAAAGCAAAACAAGGGAGUACUAUGAAAAGCAGUUCCCAGAAAUUCGAAAACAAAGAGAACAGCAAGAAAGAUUUCAACGAGUUGGACAAAGGGGAGCUGGUCUGUCAGCCACAAUUGCCAGGAGUGAGCAUGAAAUUUCUGAAAUUAUUGAUGGGCUCUCUGAACAAGAGAAUAAUGAGAAACAAAUGCGGCAGCUCUCUGUAAUUCCACCUAUGAUGUUUGAUGCAGAACAAAGACGGGUCAAGUUCAUUAAUAUGAAUGGGCUUAUGGAGGACCCUAUGAAAGUUUAUAAAGAUAGACAGUUUAUGAAUGUUUGGACUGACCAUGAGAAGGAGAUCUUUAAGGACAAGUUUAUCCAGCAUCCAAAAAACUUUGGACUAAUUGCAUCCUACUUGGAAAGGAAGAGUGUUCCUGAUUGUGUUUUAUAUUACUAUUUAACAAAGAAAAAUGAGAAUUAUAAAGCUCUAGUAAGAAGGAAUUAUGGAAAACGCAGAGGCAGAAAUCAGCAAAUUGCCCGACCCUCACAAGAAGAUAAAGUAGAAGAAAAAGAAGAGGAUAAAGCUGAGAAAAUAGAAAAGAAAGAAGAGGAAAAGAAAGAUGAAGAAGAAAAAGAUGAGAAAGAGGACUCUAAAGAAAAUACCAAGGAAAAAGAUAAGCUGGAAGGUACAACAGAAGAAACUGAAGAGAGAGAGCAGGCCACACCCCGGGGGCGAAAGACUGCCAACAGUCAGGGCCGCCGAAAGGGGCGCAUUACCAGGUCCAUGACGAAUGAAGCUGCAGCUGCCAGUGCUGCAGCUGCAGCGGCCACCGAAGAGCCUCCUCCACCUCUGCCACCGCCACCAGAACCCAUUUCCACAGAGCCUGUAGAGACCUCUCGAUGGACAGAAGAGGAGAUGGAAGUUGCCAAAAAAGGUCUAGUAGAACAUGGUCGUAACUGGGCAGCAAUUGCCAAAAUGGUGGGAACUAAAAGUGAAGCUCAAUGUAAAAACUUCUAUUUUAACUAUAAAAGGCGACACAAUCUUGACAACCUCUUGCAGCAGCAUAAACAGAAAACUUCCCGAAAACCUCGUGAAGAGCGAGAUGUGUCCCAGUGUGAAAGUGUUGCUUCCACUGUCUCUGCUCAGGAGGAUGAAGAUAUUGAAGCCUCCAAUGAAGAAGAAAAUCCAGAAGACAGUGAAGGUGCUGAAAAUAGUUCUGAUACAGAAAGUGCUCCUUCUCCUUCACCAGUUGAAGCUGUCAAGCCCAGCGAAGAUAGCCCUGAAAAUGCUACUUCUCGAGGAAACACUGAACCUGUGGCUGAGCUCGAGUCCAGCACUGAACCUGCACCUGGUGCAUCUCCCUCCUCAACAGCUCCAGGUACAAAAGCAGCUGAAAAUGAAAGUGUGGAGACUCAGGCGAAUGACAGCAGCAGUGUUGAGACGGCAGAGCCGAUGGAGGUAGAGCAUCAAGAGCGCAGUGACGACGCAGGUUCUAUUCUCGAUCCCCCAGCCACAACCAAAGCAGACUCUGUGGACAUGGAAAUGCGGGUGCCAGAAACCAAUAUAUCUAAAGUUGAAGGUGAUACCAAAGAAGGAGAUUUGGAGAGAGCCAGCGAAAAGAUGGAGCCCAGGGAUGAAGAUUUGAUGUUGGCUCAGCAAAUAAACACCCAAAGGCCUGAGCCCCAGUCAGACAACGACUCCAGUGCCACGUGCAGUGCUGAUGAAGAUGUGGAUGGAGAGCCAGAGAGGCAGAGAAUGUUUCCUAUGGACUCAAAACCUUCAUUGUUAAACCCCACUGGAACUAUACUAGUCUCAUCCCCAAUAAAACCAAAUCCAUUGGACUUGCCACAGCUUCAGCAUCGAGCUGCUGUUAUCCCACCGAUGGUUUCUUGCACCCCAUGUAAUAUGCCAAUUGGAACCCCAGUGAGUGGCUAUGCUCUUUACCAGCGACACAUUAAAGCAAUGCAUGAGUCAGCACUCUUGGAGGAACAGCGGCAGAGGCAAGAGCAGAUAGAUUUGGAAUGCAGAAGUUCUACAAGUCCAUGUGGCACCUCCAAGAGUCCAAACAGAGAGUGGGAAGUCCUCCAAUCUGCUCCACACCAAGUGAUAACUAACCUUCCUGAAGGGGUUCGGCUUCCAACAACUCGACCAACUAGGCCACCUCCUCCUCUCAUCCCAUCAUCCAAAACCACAGUGGCUUCAGAAAAACCAUCUUUUAUAAUGGGAGGCUCCAUCUCACAGGGAACACCUGGCACUUAUUUGACUUCUCAUAAUCAGGCUUCGUACACUCAAGAGACAGCUAAGCCCUCAGUUGGGUCUAUCUCUCUGGGACUGCCACGGCAGCAGGAGUCUGCCAAAUCAGCUACUUUGCCGUAUAUCAAGCAGGAAGAAUUUUCUCCACGAAGCCAAAACUCUCAACCAGAGGGUUUACUGGUCAGAGCCCAGCAUGAAGGAGUGGUCAGAGGUACUCCAGGAACCAUCCAAGAAGGAAGUAUAACUCGGGGAACUCCAACCAGCAAGAUCUCAGUGGAGAGCAUCCCAUCCCUACGGGGCUCUAUCACUCAGGGUACUCCAGCCCUGUCCCAGGCUGGAAUUCCAACUGAGGCUUUGGUGAAGGGGUCCAUUUCUAGAAUGCCACUUGAAGAGAGCAGUCCAGAGAAGGGCAGAGAGGAAGCUACAUCCAAAGGCCAUGUUAUCUAUGAAGGCAAAAGUGGACAUAUCUUAUCAUAUGAUAAUAUUAAGAAUGCCCGAGAAGGGACUAGAAGUCCCAGAACAGCUCAUGAAAUCAGUUUAAAAAGAAGCUAUGAAUCAGUGGAAGGAAAUAUAAAGCAAGGAAUAUCAAUGAGGGACUCUUCUGUAUCAGCACCGUUAGAGGGGCUGAUAUGCCGAGCAUUACCUAGGGGGAGUCCUCAUUCUGACCUCAAAGAAAGGACUGUGCUGUCUGGCUCCAUAAUGCAAGGCACACCAAGAGCAACAACUGAAAGUUUUGAAGAUGGCCUUAAAUAUCCCAAACAGAUUAAAAGGGAAAGUCCUCCCAUACGAGCAUUUGAAGGUGCCAUUACCAAAGGAAAACCAUAUGAUGGCAUUACCACCAUCAAAGAAAUGGGGCGUUCCAUUCAUGAGAUUCCACGGCAAGAUAUUUUAACUCAGGAAAGUCGAAAAACUCCAGAAGUGGUCCAAAGUACAAGGCCAAUAAUUGAAGGUUCCAUUUCCCAGGGCACACCAAUAAAGUUUGACAGCAACUCAGGUCAAUCUGCUAUCAAACACAAUGUGAAAUCCUUAAUCACGGGGCCUAGUAAAAUACCCCGUGGAAUGCCUCCACUGGAGAUUGUGCCAGAGAACAUAAAAGUGGUAGAACGGGGAAAAUAUGAAGAUGUAAAAACAGGUGAGCCUGUACGUUCCCGACACACGUCUGUGGUAAGCUCUGGCCCCUCGGUUCUGAGGUCCACACUUCAUGAAGCUCCGAAAGCACAGCUGAGCCCAGGCAUUUACGAUGAUAGCAGUGCCCGGAGGACCCCUGUGAGUUAUCAGAGCACCAUGUCCAGAGGCUCACCCAUGAUGAACAGAACUUCUGAUGUUACGAUUUCUUCUAGCAAAUCUAACAAUCAUGAAAGGAAAUCCACAUUGACACCUACUCAAAGAGAAAGUAUACCAGCAAAGUCUCCAGUACCCGGGGUGGAUCCUGUCGUGAGUCAUAGCCCGUUUGAGUCCCAUCAUAGAGGCAGCGCUGCAGGAGAGGUUUAUCGAAGCCACCUCCCCACACACUUGGAUCCAGCCAUGCCCUUUCACAGGGCUCUGGAUCCUGCAGCUGCUGCUUACCUGUUUCAGAGACAGCUUUCACCAACUCCAGGUUACCCGAGUCAGUAUCAGCUUUACGCAAUGGAGAACACAAGGCAGACAAUCCUGAAUGAUUAUAUUACCUCACAGCAGAUGCAAGUGAAUUUGCGCCCGGAUGUAGCCAGAGGGCUUUCCCCAAGAGAGCAGCCACUGGGUCUCCCAUACCCAGCAACAAGAGGAAUCAUUGACCUGACCAAUAUGCCUCCGACAAUUCUAGUGCCUCAUCCAGGGGGAACAAGUACUCCUCCCAUGGACAGAAUCACGUAUAUUCCUGGUACACAGAUUACUUUCCCUCCCAGGCCAUACAACUCUGCUUCCAUGUCUCCAGGGCACCCAACUCACCUUGCAGCAGCUGCAAAUGCUGAGAGGGAACGGGAACGAGAGCGGGAGAAAGAGCGGGAACGGAUUGCUGCAGCUUCCUCUGAUCUUUAUCUGCGGCCAGGCUCAGAACAGCCUGGCCGACCUGGUAGUCAUGGAUAUGUUCGUUCCCCUUCUCCUUCAGUAAGAACUCAGGAGACCGUGUUGCAACAAAGACCCAGCGUUUUCCAGGGAACCAAUGGAACCAGUGUGAUCACACCCUUGGAUCCAACUGCUCAGCUUCGCAUCAUGCCACUGCCUGCUGGGGGCCCAUCAAUAAGCCAAGGCCUGCCAGCCUCCCGUUACAACACCGCUGCAGAUGCCCUGGCUGCUCUUGUGGAUGCCGCAGCCUCUGCACCCCAGAUGGAUGUUUCCAAAACAAAAGAGAGUAAGCAUGAAGCUGCCAGGUUAGAAGAAAAUUUGAGAAGCAGGUCAGCUGCAGUUAGUGAACAGCAGCAGCUAGAGCAGAAAACCCUGGAGGUGGAGAAGAGAUCUGUUCAGUGUCUAUACACCUCUUCAGCCUUUCCAAGUGGCAAGCCCCAGCCUCAUUCUUCAGUAGUUUAUUCUGAGGCUGGGAAAGAUAAAGGGCCUCCUCCAAAAUCCAGAUAUGAGGAAGAGCUAAGGACCCGAGGGAAGACUACCAUUACUGCAGCUAACUUCAUAGACGUGAUCAUCACCCGGCAAAUUGCCUCGGACAAGGAUGCAAGGGAACGUGGCUCUCAAAGUUCAGACUCUUCUAGUAGCUGUAUGUAUCUCAAUCUGAGGGCACACUGGAGUAAGAUAUCUAUCUGUCCUCUAUUAGACGAUCCCACCAGGCAGUAUGAAGGACCAUUGCAUCACUAUCGACCCCAGCAGGAAUCACCCUCUCCACAGCAGCAGCUACCCCCUUCCUCGCAGGGAGAGGGGGUGGGACAAGUACCCAGGACCCAUCGCCUGAUCACACUUGCUGAUCACAUCUGUCAAAUUAUCACACAAGAUUUUGCUAGAAAUCAAGUUUCCUCACAGACUCCUCAGCAACCUCCCACUUCUACAUUCCAAAACUCACCAUCUGCUUUAGUGUCUACACCUGUGAGGACUAAAGCAUCAAGUCGUUACAGCCCAGAAGCCCAGGCUCAGUCUGUCCACCAUCAAAGACCAGGUGCAAGAGUAUCUCCAGAAAAUCUUGUGGACAAAUCCAGGGGAAGUAGGCCUGGAAAAUCUCCAGAGCGGAGUCACGUCUCGUCAGAGGCCUACGAGCCCAUCUCCCCGCCCCAGGUUCCAGUUGUGCAUGAGAAACAGGACAGCAUGCUGCUCUUGUCUCAGAGGGGAGCAGAACCUGCAGAGCAGAGGAACGAUUCCCGCUCACCAGGGAGUAUAAACUACUUGCCUUCCUUCUUCACCAAGCUUGAAAACACAUCACCCAUGGUUAAAUCAAAGAAGCAAGAGAUUUUUCGUAAGUUGAACUCCUCUGGUGGAGGUGACUCUGAUAUGGCAGCUGCUCAGCCAGGAACUGAGAUUUUUAAUCUGCCAGCAGUCACUACGUCAGGCUCAGUUAGUUCUAGAGGCCAUUCUUUUGCUGAUCCUGCCAGUAAUCUAGGUUUAGAAGACAUUAUCAGGAAGGCUCUCAUGGGAAGCUUUGAUGACAAAGUUGAGGAUCAUGGAGUUGUCAUGUCCCAAUCUGUGGGAGUAGUGCCCGGUACUGCCAACACCUCAGUUGUGACCAGUAGUGAGACCCGGAGAGAAGAAGGGGACCCAUCACCGCAUUCAGGAGUUUGCAAACCAAAGCUGAUCAGCAAGUCAAAUAGCAGGAAAUCUAAAUCUCCUAUCCCUGGGCAAGGAUACUUAGGAACAGAACGGCCCUCUUCAGUCUCUUCCGUGCAUUCAGAAGGGGAUUACCAUAGGCAGACACCAGGGUGGGCCUGGGAAGACAGGCCCUCUUCAACAGGCUCAACUCAGUUUCCUUAUAAUCCUCUGACUAUGCGGAUGCUCAGCAGUACGCCACCAACACCGAUUGCAUGUGCUGCCUCUGCUGUGAACCAAGCAGCUCCUCACCAACAGAACAGGAUCUGGGAGCGAGAGCCCGCCCCACUGCUCUCAGCACAGUACGAGACACUGUCAGAUAGCGAUGACUGAACUGCGGAGAAGGGGCAGGGACAGGGUGCAGUGGAGGGAUCUCUAGUUUUUGGUGAUUUUAUUUUUAAUUACAAGUAAAAAACCUGCCCUCCUAUGGCUUGUGCCCAGAGACUUUUCAGGAGAGCCAGGGCUACAAAUGAUGAAGAAAUGAUGGAAAAUCAUUUGGAGAGUCAAACAAGAAAAAAACAUAAACUGCCUUUGAUACAGGCAAUUUCAGUGGACUAUACUAAUAGUGGAGGUUGAAAUGUAGAGUUUUUAAAAAGUGGACAAUUUCUGUUCCUACAUCUGUUUGUAAAGAAAACCAUAAUGUCUUUAAAUCAAUCUUCUGUAAAUAGAUUACAUUUUUGCAGUGUAUCCCCUUGCUAUAUUAUACGGUGUACUUAUGUUCAAAUCAGCGCAUCAACUUUGGGGGUAAUUUUUAAAAAUCUUUUUGUCUAUCUUUUUAACCGUAGCCUUCUAAACAACCUCAUACAGCCUAAUUACAUAAUGCUGGCUGUCACGGGCAUUGUACUUUUAUCUGAUUUUGUUUCCUCUAAAUUUAGUUUCCCAGUGAUGUUUAAAAUCUUGUGAAAAUGUUUAGAUUUUUAACACAGACCCUGUCACAAAAUCUGUACAUUAAGGUCAAAAGGUAGGAGCAACAAAAUUCUGCCAUAUUGUAAAUUUCCAAUGCAGGCUUUAAUUUUUUUUCAUUAGUAGCACUGAAAAAAUAUUACUGCAUGGGUAUGUUGAGUUUAUCAAGUUUAAAAGGCUUAUUUGAGGCAUACCUCACUGUUAAUGCACACUGGUAACUUAACCACGCCCCUGAGAAUUCCUUUUCUUUCUGCAUUUGAUGCAGCCCACGAAGCUUUUGUUUUGAAAUAAAUUUGACUACCCUGUCCAUA